Messenger RNA from Diceros bicornis minor, 3454 nucleotides. RefSeq names its product ectonucleoside triphosphate diphosphohydrolase 3 (gene ENTPD3). The transcript has 11 exons. Gene Ontology annotation, biological process: nucleoside diphosphate catabolic process. NCBI's taxonomy places the organism in Eukaryota, Metazoa, Chordata, Mammalia, Perissodactyla, Rhinocerotidae. The coding region runs from base 81 to 1463 and encodes 460 amino acids. Gene Ontology annotation, molecular function: GDP phosphatase activity; UDP phosphatase activity. Gene Ontology annotation, cellular component: plasma membrane. The record is from RefSeq and is a predicted model, not a curated record.
CCCGCUCCUCUGCCACCGGCUGCCACUGCGGCAGCGCCGGUCGCCCUCCUCGGAUCGUCAGCGUACAGCUGGGAGGAAGGAUGUUCACUGUGCUGACCCGCCAACCUUGUGAGCAAGCAGGCCUCAAGGCCUUCUCCCGAACUCCAGCCAUCAUCGCCUUGGUGUUCUUGCUUUUGAGUGUUGUGGUGCUUGUGGCUAUCACGCUCAUCCAGAUUCACCAGAAGGAGGUCCUCCUUCCAGGACUGAAGUAUGGAAUCGUGCUCGAUGCUGGGUCUUCCAGAACCACAGUCUAUGUGUAUGAGUGGCCAGCAGAGAAGGAGAAUAAUACUGGAGUGGUCAGUCAAACCUUCAAAUGUAAUGUGAAAGGCCCUGGAAUCUCCAGCUAUGGGAAAAACCCCCAAGAUGCCCCCAGAGCCUUUGAAGAUUGCAUGCAAAAAGUCAAGGAGCAGAUUCCAGCCCAGCUCCGUGGAUCUACCCGCAUCUACCUAGGGGCCACCGCUGGGAUGCGCUUGCUGAGGUUGCAAAAUGAAACAGCAGCUAAUGAAGUCCUUGCAAGCAUCCAACACUACUUCAAGUCCCAGCCCUUUGACUUUAGGGAUGCUCAAAUCAUUUCUGGGCAAGAGGAAGGGAUAUAUGGAUGGAUUACAGCCAACUAUUUAAUGGGAAAUUUCCUGGAGAAGAACCUGUGGCAUAUGUGGGUGCAUCCGAAUGGAGUGGAAACGACAGGUGCCCUGGAUUUAGGUGGUGCCUCCACCCAAAUAUCCUUUGCCACUGGAGAGAAGGUGGGGCUGAACACCAGUGACAUCAUGAAGGUGCCCCUGUACGGCUAUGUGUACACGCUCUACACACACAGCUUCCAGUGCUACGGCCGGAACGAGGCUGAGAAGAGAUUUCUGGCCACCCUCCUUCAGAAUUCUACCACCAAAACCAGACUCACCAACCCCUGUUACCCUCGGAAUUACAUCACCAACUUCACUGGGGACCGCAUAUUUGACAGCUUGUGCACAGAAGGCCUGAGGCCUGGAAGUUACGAGCCCAGUGCCAUCAUCACUUUUGAAGGAACCGGGGACCCAUCCCUGUGUAGGGAAAAAGUGGCUUCCCUAUUUAACUUCAGCGCUUGCCAUGACCAAGAAGACUGUUCCUUUGUUGGGGUUUAUCAGCCAAAAGUUAAAGGGUCAUUUGUGGCUUUUGCAGGAUUCUACUACACAGCCAGUGCUAUGAAUCUUUCAGGUAGCUUUUCCCUGAACUCCUUCAACUCAAGCACCUGGAAUUUCUGCUCACAGAGUUGGAAUCAGCUCCCGUUGCUGCUCCCCAGGUUUGAUGAGGUGUAUGCCCGCUCCUACUGCUUCUCAGCCCACUAUAUCUAUCACUUGCUGGUAAAUGGAUACAAAUUCACCGAGGAGACUUGGCCCCAAAUACAUUUUAAAAAAGAACUUGCUGAACAGAAGCUGAUGGGACUGUGAUCACUUGUGAGCUUCCCAGAAGAGAUGAUGGAGAAUUCAGAGGAGGUGUUCACUGGACACCCUUCCACACGGUAAAGGAUUGGAAGCCAAGAACCUGUGGACUCUGAGUUCUGCGAGGGCAGGACUUGUUUUAUCAUCCUUGUAUUCCUAGCAUUCAGCACAGGGGCCAGAACCCGGAAGAUGCUUGGGUUGAGUGAAUAAAUAAUUAUGUUAAAGAGUUGAGACUUUUCAUCCUGAAAAGAAGCUUCAAAUAUAACAAUAACUUUUUUAUGAAGAUAGUAACUAAUUGCUCACAGAUUUUACACAGAUGCCAGAAUAAGAUAGAGCAUGAGGGAUUUACAGCAGCACUAAGUAAGAAUUUUCUCUUGGGAUGCGAUUGAGGUCACUGUAUUUCCUCUCAAGUGUCCAGAAUGGUCUGAAGCUGGAAUCACAGCUGGUCUCAGUCACUCUCUGGACCUUGUUUCCAGGCAAGACUCAGCUUUGCUAAUAUGUUCAUCCAGCACCGUGUUCCCCAGGUUCUGGGAGGGUUUUCUCAUGUCAGGAAUGACUGAUAGAAAGCCUGAAGUAUGUCUGGAGUCGGUCUGUUCAGUAUUAGCUUCGACAAUAAUUAGAUUAAACCAAUCAAUAUCCAGCAUUAGGCCUGUGCCUGUCUACUUUUACAUAAAUAAAAUUGAGUCAUCUACAAAAACUAAGGAUGUCUGGAGACGUAUAAGGCCUGUUGGUAGCAUGUGCUCUCUAAGCUUUGCUUCUAGUGAAUCUAAUUACCAGGAAAGUACAUUAUGAAAACGGAGAAUGACUUUCCCUUGAAUACCAAUUUGGAUGGAUACAGAAUUCUAGGCUUGAAGUUCCUUUCCUUUAUUCAUAAAGGGUUUUGUAUCCAGCCAAAUUAGUAUUCAAAAUGUGAGGGCAUAAAAAGACUUCAGAAGAUUGGCCGCACAAAGACUUACGUUGAAAAUACUUUUGGAGGAAUUAAUUAAGUAAGAAGAAAAAUAAAUCCAGGAGAUGUUAUAAAAAUAGAGGAAGUAAGAAUAAAUGAUGUUGUAGCUUAAAAUUUAGGUUAAAAAAAGAAAACUAACACCAAAGAAAAGUAAAGGAAAAGAAUCCAUUUGUAACAAGCCAGCAUUCAAGUACAGCUAAUAUCCAAUGUGAUGGGGGCAGGGUAGGGGGUCAUAGGAUACAGGGACAUGAAAAUGGCCUAAAAUGCUCAUCUUGUAAAGAGGAAUGUAUAUCUGUAUCAUUUUUAAGGCAAGAACGGAAAAAAAUAAAUAUAGGAAAAUAGCACCAGUGGAAAAUUUAAAACUAACAUAUUAGAGAGAAGUUCAAAUAUAUCAAUAAUCGUAAUAAUCAUAAAUGGACUAAACCUACCAGUUAAAAGACAGACAUUGUCAGAUUGGACUUUUAAAAAUCAAGUAUAUGUUGUUUGUAAGAGAAACACUUAGGCUUUAUGCCUCAGGACCUGGAAAGAUUGAAAGUUAAAAAAAUUUUUUUAAGUAUCAAACAAACACUACCCAAAAGAAAACUGGUGUAGCUAUUUAAUAUCUGACAAAAUAGUCUUUGAGAUAAGAGCAUCAUUUGAGAUAGAGAGGAUUCCGACAUAAUGAUAAAAAGUUCAUUAUGAAUAUUGCAAAUUCGAAACAUUUAUAUGUCUAAUAAAACAGCCUAAAAACAUAUAAACAAAAAUUGAGGGAACUACCAGAAGAAAUUGACAAAAUCUGUUUCCCAUUUAGACUGACCCCCUGUUCUAAGAAACUAGUCCUGGGUUCAAUAAACCCUCUUUCUUUAGCCACGGACACUUGUGUACCCGACAACAGAAAAACUGUCACUGUUGUUAACUGUGCCCCCUUCACGCUUGGUUAUGACAAGGUUGUGAGGAUUGGUUCUUCUGUUUUCUCUGCAAUGCCAGAGGUAGGGCCUUGAGCCUUUGUGGUCAUGGUGACCUGGGUUCUAGCCCAGUCUCUGCAGUGUCUGAAUAUGGCCAAGUCUUUUUACCU